CAAUAUUCCCGAAUUCGAAACAAACAUUUUGGAAGCCUAUAUGGCUAUAUGCUAUACUAGUCGAUCUUAUAUUAGAGGUGAUGCUCAUAGCAUUUUUGUUCACGCCACACUCUUUUCUCUUCCUUCCUUUCUUCCCCACAUCCAUAUCCCUCCCCAGACCUAACCCAUUACAGGAUUGCAUAGAUUUGUGCCAUGGCUUCUCCGCCAGAUCUCUAAACUGCCUCCAAGAUGCUCUACUUUCGCGAUUGGCUUUGCGAGCUAUGACUCGGUGCCAUUUUUGUUAAUUUUGGGAUUGGGUAAGUUUUGAGAGGUGGAGGCAUGUACAGAGCGCGAAGUGGUGUUGGGUCCAAGUCCGAGGUGGGUUCGGUUGAUCGCAAGCGCAUCAAUGACGUCCUCGACAAGCAGCUCGAACGAUCCUCGCCGUCCACUUCCAGGGCAGUCAAGGCGAAGGACAGUGCGGCGGCGCAAUCCAUUUGGGCUGCUAAACUACCCUAUGAUCACAGGGACGCUCACUCUGCCUCUGUCUCUAAGAACUCCGAUGCCUCUGAUGAGGAAUCUGAAACAGACAGUGAGGCAUCAGAUGUUAGUGGUUCUGAUGGGGAUGACACCUCUUGGAUCUCAUGGUUUUGUAAUCUAAGAGGAAAUGAAUUCUUUUGUGAAGUUGAUGAUGAUUACAUACAAGAUGAUUUCAACCUUUGUGGAUUAAGCAGUCAAGUUCCUUACUUUGAUUAUGCCCUUGAUUUAAUUUUGGAUGUUGAAUCCUCUCAUGGUGACAUGUUCACAGAGGAACAGAAUGAGUUAAUUGAAUCAGCUGCAGAGAUGCUUUAUGGUCUGAUUCAUGCUCGAUAUGUUUUGACAAAUAAAGGAAUGGCUGCUAUGAUGGAGAAGUACAAAAACUACGACUUUGGCAGGUGUCCAAGAGUUUACUGCUCUGGACAACCCUGCCUUCCCGUUGGUCAGUCAGACAUUCCUAGGUCAAGUACUGUGAAGAUAUACUGUCCUAGGUGUGAAGACAUCUACUAUCCCCGGUCCAAGUAUCAAGGCAAUGUUGAUGGAGCUUAUUUUGGAACCACAUUUCCUCACCUCUUCCUGAUGACUUAUGGCCAUCUGAAGCCACCAAAACCAUCGCAGAGCUAUGUUCAAAGAGUUUUUGGUUUCAAAGUUCACAAGCCCUGAAACUGAAUGAAAUUUCAAACUUUCACCAAAAGAAUACUCUGGACAUGUCGAGUUUAACUCACUCUGCAGUGUCACAUCCCCUGAAAAGCUUAGUGGAUAAUAAGCGGGAUGGCAUCUUUAUUUUGUAUUCUCGGUAUUCUUCAGUUUUGUAGAGAUAUACAUUGGACAUGUCCUGCUGGCAGCACGUGCUUAGUUUUGAUUCAAAUCCCAUCAGCCUUAAUCCCAUAUAAGAGAGAAUCAACGAGCUUUUGUAAAAGUUGUUUAGGAGGUUAGGUAAUCGGUCCAGAUGCACAUUUAUUGAUGUUUUUUCUUCCAUGAACUUCUACUGGUGUAUUUCUAAUUGUUCUCUCAUACCAAACCUCUCUCAGUAGUUGUUUUGAUUGUGGGCUUACUAUUGCUAACAUCUGCCGCAUUUAUAGCAUUUCUUCAUUUACAUAGCA
Neltuma alba is the source of this 1616-nucleotide messenger RNA. RefSeq names its product casein kinase II subunit beta-1-like. The transcript is spliced from 5 exons. Lineage: Eukaryota; Viridiplantae; Streptophyta; Magnoliopsida; Fabales; Fabaceae. The record is from RefSeq and is a predicted model, not a curated record. Gene Ontology annotation, molecular function: protein kinase regulator activity. Gene Ontology annotation, cellular component: cytoplasm; protein kinase CK2 complex. Bases 319 to 1176 code for a protein of 285 amino acids.